UAAACAGGUGGAGUGUCUGAGAUGAUAUUCACCCAGAAAGUGCCUUGUUCUCCUUCCAGGGAAAGUGAAUUUUACAAAUUCUGGAUGUUUCUCCUACAGUUGAUUUCCUUCUAUACCAAGAAAUGACCAUUUCUGUUCUUUCUUGAGUAUUAUAUUUGUACUUAAGCCUAGAUUGGUCAUUGUUUAGAUGUGUUUGAGCAGUUUUUUACUCUAAAAAGGACUUUGGGCUUGUGGGAACUCAUUCUUGGUCUACACUGACAUCCAGAAAUCCAGGGGUUCCUGUUCCUCUGGGCUGGUGCUUACCUUUUCCAACCAAAUAUUGAUUUGUUAUAUAGCCCUUCAAGGGUUUUUUUUUCCUGACUGAGAGUAGAAAUGCUGCCUUGGUGAGAUUGGUGAGAUGUCCAAGAAGCAGUAGGUUUCAUCUUUCCUCAGCCUGCCUGGCCUUUGGUGAGCUUGGGAGUGUUGACAGAGUCCUGAGCCUUCCUGGCAGAGAAGGAAGGUCAGAAAGAGAGACGUUCAUAGGCAGGGGGCCAGGUCCCUACCUACCUCGUUACAGAGAAUUCAGCGUGUGUCUGCUUGGCAGGGCGCACCUGAUCACAGAGUCCCAGCAUUUCAGCAGUUUACAAAGGAAAGUGACAUGAAGGGACAGCUGCACGUCAACCACAACUUAGAUCUGAGGCGAUCAAGCAUUCAUUUCACUUGGAAGAAAUAGAGAAGGAAGGAAGCCCAGGGCUUAGCAGGAGACAUUUUGUAUUUGCUGGUGAAUUAGAGAAAAUUAGAUGGGCCUUCCUGGUCAGGAGACAGAAGAUGACUGUGAUUUAGGUGAAACGUAUGGCUUUUGGUGAAAGGAUGGAGAAAGUCCCUUUUGUUUACUCAGCCUUUGUGGAAGGAAUGAGAGAAGAUAAGCCAGGGAAGAGGACAUCACAGAGUUCCUGUUAGGUAGUGGUCCCCAGGCAUCAGUGGACAGGCCAUGGCUCCACGACCCCGGCGACGAAGGCACAAGAAGCCCCGCUCAUCGGUGGCUUCCAUGGUUGAGACCCCUGUGCCUCUGACUCUCUCAAAACCUGGCCCUAGCAUUGAUGCACUUGGCUUCCACUCCUUGGAGACUAAUGUUCCUGGCCUAUCCCAGCUGAUUCUUCAAAAACUGAACAUGAAAAGCUAUGAAGAAUACAAGUUGGUGAUAGAUGGAGGGACUCCUGUAUCAGACUUUGGAUUUCGAUGCCCUCAAGAAAUGUUCCAGAAGAUGGAGGACACAUUCCGAUUCUGUGCUUACUGUAAAGCACUCCCUAGUGGCCUUUCGGACUCCAAGGUCCUCCGGCACUGCAAGAGGUGCAGAAAUGUCUAUUACUGUGGUCCAGAGUGCCAGAGGUCAGACUGGCCAGCACACAGGAGAGUUUGUCAAGAGCUGCGUCUUGUGGCUGUGGACCGUCUCAUGGAAUGGCUUCUUGUCACAGGUGAUUUUGUCCUCCCCUCAGGACAUUGGCUGUGGCCGACUGAAAUUGUGCAGGGCUGGGACACCUGGUUUUCUAUGCGGCGUUUACAGCUAGAUGCUACCCUGGAUGCUGUGCUGGGUAGUCAUGCCAUGACCACCCUGUGGGCCAGUGUAGGACGGCCAAGGCCAGACCCAGACGUCCUGAAGGGCUCUUUGAAGCGGCUGCUGACAGAUGCCCUGUCACGGCCCUUGACGCUGGGCCUUGGGCUUCGGGCCUUGGGGAUAAAUGUUAAGAAGACUGGAGGAAGCACCAUUCAUGUCGUUGGUGCUUCCCACGUAGAGACAUUCCUCACUCGCCCCGGGGACUAUGAUGAGCUUGGUUACAUGUUUCCUGGGCACCUUGGCUUCCGUGUAAUCAUGGUGGGUGUCGAUGUAGCUGCUGGCUUUUCACAGAGCACUUCAGUGUCACCCCUGGAGCCUGGCACAGUUCAGCUCAGUGGCCAUAGGGGCCUCUAUCAUAACUUCUGGGAGGAGCAGGUACAGACUGGGCAGACCGCCCAUCCAGAUUUGGUGGUGGCGUUCCAUCCAGGUUUCCAUGCGUCCCCGGACUUGAUGGAGGCUUGGCUGCCCACCCUUCUGCUACUUCGUGAUUAUGAGAUCCCUACUUUGAUCACCGUUUACAGCCAACAGGAGCUGGCAGCCUCAUUGCAGAUUCUGGCGGACCUGGAUACACACCUCACUGCCUAUGGAGCUAACCCUUUCACGUCCCUCAAACCUGAACAGGUCUAUUCCAACCCCAACAAGCAGCCAGUAUAUUGCAGUGCCUACUAUAUCAUGUUUCUUGGAAGUUGCUGCCAGCUGGGUCAGGGGCAUUUAGAAGAGAAAGUAGAUGGUGGGGUUUAAAUAGCUGAGCUGGAUUCUGACUGGAUGCCUAGAAAAGAGGGAGGUUGUGAUGAAACUACCCUGCUGAUGUCAGUUUGCUGCCAACUUUGAAACCCACGUUCACUUGUCCUGGUAAAGGUUCUAAGCUGGAUGGAAGCUCCUAUGUGAUGUGACUCAUUUCCAAGAGCUUAGCCACAAAUAGCUUCUAGAGACAGGAUUCUAUACUUAAUGUGUGGCAAGAGGCUUUGCUAUCAGUCUUUCCAGAGCCUGUAGUUCCUAACAGUGUCCUUUGUGAGAAAGUUACACCUUUGACUCAAACAAGGAGAAGAAUGGCACCUUAUUCUGAAAAAUACUUCUUAUCCAGCAGUUUGGGUUAAAAAAUGGAGAUAUGUUCAUGAUCUGAUGUGGUGCAAGAAUGGGCAAGUCAGAGAAGUGGUUGGGAACAUGGGGAGGUUGUAAGGGUGGGCACACUGUUCUGUUUCCUGGCUUUUUCUAGGUAAAUGUUUCAUUUUCCUAUUUUCUGCUAGGAAUGUCUAACCUAGAGCAGCUUUUUGCCCUGGUGACUUUAUUUGAAUAUACUGGAAUUAUUUGUGAAUCACUGUGUCUAUACCACAAUAAACUCAGUUUGGGGCUUA
Molecule: messenger RNA, 2949 nt
Organism: Hipposideros armiger (great roundleaf bat)
Lineage: Eukaryota; Metazoa; Chordata; Mammalia; Chiroptera; Hipposideridae
Gene: MSS51
Product: MSS51 mitochondrial translational activator
Exons: 9
Coding region: 971-2335 (454 amino acids)
Source: RefSeq, a predicted model, not a curated record